Lingula anatina is the source of this 1281-nucleotide messenger RNA. RefSeq names its product protocadherin Fat 4. The record is from RefSeq and is a predicted model, not a curated record. Gene Ontology annotation, cellular component: plasma membrane. Gene Ontology annotation, molecular function: calcium ion binding. NCBI's taxonomy places the organism in Eukaryota, Metazoa, Brachiopoda, Lingulata, Lingulida, Lingulidae. Gene Ontology annotation, biological process: homophilic cell-cell adhesion.
AUGCAUAUCCAAGGCUUCAAAGGGAUCAUCUAUUAUAUCAUCAUUUUCACAUGUCAACCAAGAGUAACAUUUUUCCAGAUCCCCCCACCCCUCCUUCAGAAAGUGUACAUCCGUGUCAAUGACACCAAUGACAUGGCCCCAGUGUUUGAUAGCAGAGCCUACAGUGCCUUUGUCUAUGAGAGAUCUCCCCCUGGCCUUCCCCUCAUUAUUGUCACAGCCACGGAUGAUGACUUCUACCCAGAGUUUAGAAAUAUUACAUAUAAAAUUGAUUCUUUAUCAGAUCCAGGUGGAGUAUUUGGAAUGUACCCAAAUGGAACUCUGUUCCUGAAUAAGAUGUUGAAUGCCACACCUGCUGUUUAUAAUAUGAAAGUUGUGGCUGAUGAUGGAGUGAAUAAUGAUACGGCUGACCUACGCAUAAAUGUGGUCCCAGCCAUGGACACUGCUCCGGUCUUCAAUGCCACCAUGUACACAUUUGAGGUUGACGAGAGCAACACUACAGGGGUAUUUGUGGGCCGGGUGUUUGCAAGAGCUGUGCCCAGAGAAUUCAAUGAUGGAAUUGAGUUUAACAUCUCCUGCUGCAUGGAGUCUGCCCACAUGUUCAUGAUAGUUAAGAAUGGCAGUAUUUACUCCCGUUUGCCCUUGGAUAGAGAGAACAUGACAGACAGUCUCACAUUGACGGUCAGUGCACUGGAUACCACAGCUGUGCAGGGAAGAAAGGCCAAUGUGGAGGUAAAGAUCACAGUGAAGGACAUCAAUGACAAUCCACCCAUGUUUGUGUCAACCAGUUUCACUGGCAAAGUAUCUGAAGAUGCUGGUAUUGGCACCACUGUACACAUGAUCCCCCCAGUGAAGGCAGUAGACAAGGAUAAAGAGGCAGAAUUAACAUACAGACUUUCUCCAUCCAGUCCAUUCGACGUGACCAGUGGAGGGGUCAUCACAGUGACUGGGGCACUGGACAGAGAAAGUCAGAGAGAUUAUAAUUUGACAGUAACCGCCAGUGAUGGAGUGUUCAGCAGCACAGCUAAUGUGUACAUAGAACUGAUAGAUAUCAAUGACCAGUUCCCAAGUUUUUCCCAGCUCAACUACUACUUCAAUGUCUAUGAAAACGCUACCCAGGGUGACAAAGUUGGACAGGUCAAUGCCACAGACUGGGAUGGAAGCGAUGAACUAAUGUACUUCAUCGAGAUUGGGGAUGGUGGGAAAUUCUAUAUCAAUAGAAGGACUGGUCAAGUCUUUGUCAUAUCAAAUAAGAGAUUUCAAAUCAUUGAUGGAAUCCCCUGA